AUGACCACAGCAGCAAGACCUACAUUUGAACCUGCAAGAGGUGGAAGAGGGAAAAGGGAAGGUGAUUUGAGUCAGCUUUCAAAACAAUAUUCAAGCAGAGAUCUACCUUCUCACACAAAGAUAAAAUACAGACAAACCACUCAGCAUGCUCCAGAAGAGAUUCGCAACCGUGAUUUCAGGCGAGAACUAGAAGAGAGAGAGAGAAUUGCUGCAAGAGAAAAAAACAGAGAUCGUCCAACUAGAGAGCAUGUGUCUAAGAAACCUCGAUUAGAUCAGAUUCCUGCAGCCUACCUUGAUGCAGAUGAUCCCCUAACAGAUGAAAACAAAGAUGAGGAUGAUUUUGAGGAAGAAGAUAAUGAUGAUGACACUGCAGUUCUAUUGGCAGAACUAGAAAAAAUAAAAAAAAGAGCUGAAGAACAAGCUCGGAAGGAACAAGAACAAAAAGCUGAAGAAGAGAGAAUUUGGUCGGAAAAUAUUCUUUGUGGAAACCCUCUCCUAAAUCUCACUGGUCCCUCUCAGCCUAAGGCCAAAUUCAAAGUAAAGAGAAGGUAGGAUGAUGAUGUUGUCUUUAAGAACUGCGCCAAAGGAGUAGAUGAGAGGAAAAAAGAAAAAAGAUUUGUAAAUGAUACCCUUCGAUCAGAGUUUCACAAAAAAUUCAUGAAGAGAUAUAUCAAAUAGUAGUUUUAUAUGGUUAAAAUAUUACAAAGGGGGCUCAUUCAAACUUUAAGGAUCAUUCUAGCUUUAAUUUCAUCAGGAUUUACUUUUCAUGCUCUUAAUGGCUUAUAGAUUUCCUGCAUUUAAAAUUCUAAAAUGCCUUUUUUGUUUGGCCAAUAAUAUUUUAUUUGAUAAUGGCAUCCUAGAUUUAGGUUUAACCCCUCU
Antechinus flavipes (yellow-footed antechinus) is the source of this 879-nucleotide messenger RNA. RefSeq names its product spliceosome-associated protein CWC15 homolog. Lineage: Eukaryota; Metazoa; Chordata; Mammalia; Dasyuromorphia; Dasyuridae. The record is from RefSeq and is a predicted model, not a curated record. Gene Ontology annotation, molecular function: RNA binding. Gene Ontology annotation, biological process: mRNA cis splicing, via spliceosome. The transcript has a single exon. Gene Ontology annotation, cellular component: catalytic step 2 spliceosome.